GCCGACGAGCUGUUUUCUCCCUCUUACCCCAGAGGAAAUCGCCUUUUUUGCACUGUCAACUCUCUAAUUACCAGAUGGGACGACCGAGAUUUUGAAGACAAUUAGGGGGAGGUCUGUCUUUUCCCAAACGCCCCGGUGUCCCCUCCACCCCAGGCCCGCCUCUGUCUGGAGCCUUCCUCUAAUUUGGAGCCACUUAGAGAAGACAAGGAAACCUUUAAAGCUAAGAAGAAUGUCUCCCGGAAUGCCUCCUGCCUGUUUUAUAGCUGUGGUGGAGCGGCCGGCAGACGCACUCACUCUGCAGAAGCACGAACGAUGCAUCCUGUUCAAGGGGCCUGUGGCUACGGCCUCCUGCUACUGUUGUCCGGAUCUGGAGCACUAUUUAAAGAGCCUUCCCUGAGAACCCCCAGUGCUGCUGCGUCGAGAGGGAGCACUCCAGACCAUGGCACCGAGAAGGGCCCGCAAGAGAGCGGAGGGCGGAGCCAGCUCCAAUGUCUUCUCCAUGUUUGAUCAGUCCCAGAUCCAGGAGUUUAAAGAGGCCUUCACCAUCAUGGACCAGAACCGGGAUGGCUUCAUCGACAAGGAGGACCUGAGAGACACCUUUGCUGCCUUGGGCCGCAUCAACGUGAAGAACGAGGAGCUGGAGGCCAUGGUGAAGGAGGCCCCCGGGCCCAUCAACUUCACCGUCUUCCUGACCAUGUUCGGGGAGAAGCUGAAGGGUACGGACCCAGAGGAGACCAUUCUCCACGCCUUCAAGGUGUUUGACACCGAAGGGAAAGGUUUCGUCAAGGCUGAUUUCAUCAAAGAGAAACUCAUGACCCAGGCGGACCGGUUCAGUGAGGAGGAGGUCAAGCAGAUGUUCGCGGCUUUCCCUCCAGACGUGUGUGGCAACCUGGACUACAGGAGCCUAUGCUACAUCAUCACCCACGGCGAAGAGAAGGACUAGGGGUCCGAGGGCCCCCCCCACCUUCGGAGGCGGCAAACACCGGCGGUGUUUCGGGGGCGGCCACUGGGGAGGCCCCGCAGCCAAUGUGUGUAAAGAAAAGGCUCCCCUCGCCCCGUGGGCUGGGGGCAAAGCAAGAAUAAAUCGUGCAAGCAAG
Leopardus geoffroyi (Geoffroy's cat) is the source of this 1097-nucleotide messenger RNA. RefSeq names its product myosin light chain 10 (gene MYL10). The coding region runs from base 440 to 943 and encodes 167 amino acids. Lineage: Eukaryota; Metazoa; Chordata; Mammalia; Carnivora; Felidae. Gene Ontology annotation, molecular function: calcium ion binding. The transcript is spliced from 8 exons. Gene Ontology annotation, cellular component: mitochondrion; cytoplasm. The record is from RefSeq and is a predicted model, not a curated record.